AUGGAGCUGACGGAGCAGCAACCUCAACCACUACCACAACCGAGGAAUCCUCGCAGUGGUGCACGUAUGUCGGUGCGUGCAGGGCAAUGGUCGGGAUCGCUUCCACCUUUGCCCCCAACUUAUCCAACAAUAACAGAGGACCAACAAAUGGGUGGACCCUCUAACGUUGAACCUGUUAUUAUGACACCUCAACAACCACCUAUGGGUUUUGAUAACCCUAUUCCUACAUAUCCAGAUAUGACUGGAUAUGAUACUUCCUACACGACGGCCCCUAUGGAUUUUAAUUAUCCGGCUCCGUCAUAUGACCCCUAUUUACAGGCGGUUGUUCAUACUGCCCUUUACCCGUCACCUUUUCCUCCUGCUUAUCCAAAUACUGGAUACCCUAAUUAUGGGUACCAGUAUCCCGUUGUUCCACAACCACAACCACAACCACUGCAACAACUUGAAUAUAUUAAUCAAGCCUUGGAACGAGCGGAACAAAUUCAACGACAGGCUGAAAAGAAUGAAUGA
This is a messenger RNA of Helianthus annuus (common sunflower), 510 nucleotides long. RefSeq names its product extensin-like. The transcript has a single exon. Lineage: Eukaryota; Viridiplantae; Streptophyta; Magnoliopsida; Asterales; Asteraceae. The record is from RefSeq and is a predicted model, not a curated record. Bases 1 to 510 code for a protein of 169 amino acids.